Cuculus canorus (common cuckoo) is the source of this 5915-nucleotide messenger RNA. It is a transcript of the gene CIMIP1, whose product is annotated as chromosome 16 C20orf85 homolog. The transcript is spliced from 4 exons. The record is from RefSeq and is a predicted model, not a curated record. Bases 74 to 475 code for a protein of 133 amino acids. NCBI's taxonomy places the organism in Eukaryota, Metazoa, Chordata, Aves, Cuculiformes, Cuculidae.
CCCAACCCCAGCCCGGGGGUGACCCCGCAGCAAGAGGCGACGCGCGCACCGAGCGCCCCCCGGCGGUGGGGCCAUGGCGCUGCAGCGCACCUACCCGCCCAAGCCCCGCAACUUCGUGGCGCUCGACAACUGCUGGAGAGAAUACAUUGAAAAGGAACUAGAAGCUGCACGUAGUGUGUCUCACAAGUGGGGAUUCUUGAAAAAACCUCUGGAGGAGGAGUUGAUUGAAGACAAAAAGAAAGAAAAUGCAAAGCCCAAGAUACAACUUCCAGAACAUCUGCAGGUUCGACCUGUGACACCUAUAGAAAAAUACAUUAAGGUUAUGCCAUCUCCUCCAGUACCCAAGACUACCCAGGGAUUUAUUGGCUGGAGAUCAGGUGUUCCAGGGUUGGAACUUGAACGUGGUUUUCAAAUCCAAAGCUGCAAAGGUACCUUUUUUAGGGAUCUGAAGUGGCCAUGUGAGCCCUCUGACUGAUGUUAAGAAAUAGCAGGUUGGCACGUAGAUCUGUUUGCACCCCUAAAUAAACAUUCCAUAGUGGACCAUCGGAUUGUUAAACAGUUAUGCUUUAAAAAUUAUUUAUGCAAACAUCCACAAUUGUUUUGGUAAGGUGUGAACAUUUUAAUAUAACAUUUUUUUUGUUACUGAUUUUUUUGAGAUCUACGACACCCAUGCUGUUAGCAAUGCUUCAGGUUUACGUAGAUGUAACCAUGAAUAAACUUUCUAAUUGUUUCUCCAUUAAAGCCUCCAUUCAGACUCAGUCUCACAGCAGCUUUUGCAAACAUAAAUACACACUGCCCUGUUCCUGACAAUCCUACCCUGCUGCUCAUUCCCAAUUCAUCACUUACCUGUGCUACCACAAAAACAUCUCCGGUACAGAAAGAGAAUGAAAAGAGGCAGAGAAGAGUAGCAGGUGUGACUUAAACUGGCUGAAGCUGCCAAGGAACUGCAUCCUGGCAUUUUGGAAAAAGCUUUCCUCAUUAAAAAGUGCAACAAAGAAACAAAUGAAAAACACCUGCAAAAAAGAUAAUUAUCGGGCUUCAUCAUAGUGUGUCCACUGCAGCUUGAAAAAAAAGCAGGCAAAUCGUAAGUACAGUUAAGUCAUAAUUAUUAAAUGCAUUGUCUUUUGUGUUGUGCAUGCUCUACAGGUAGUUUGUGUAGUUACGCACCUAAGUAAAUGAGUAGUUCCCUGUGUAGCUGCUUGAUUGGUAUAAAUAAAGCAUACACGGGCCACAGUGACACAAAGUCACUCUCAAAAAUUAGUUUUGAUGUCAAACUAGGUUUUUAUCAAUUAAUUGAACAGAAUUCAAAUGUAUUACAAAGUAUGUAUGUUGCUUCAGUUUUGUUUAUAAUAAUAUUUAUACCACCAGGACUGAUGAAAGUAGGGGAUUGCACUGGGAGUCGCUGGUGUAGCUGCUUCAGUGCUACGGAGUUACCUUCCUGAAGAUUUGCCAGGGCUUUUGCAAACUCAGGAGAUUCUUUUAGUCAAAGCAACUAUUUGCAGGAUAUAUUUUUAAUUGGCUGAUGUUUUUAAACCAAAAGAUUGUUUAAACAAAUAACAGCCUCCAAGAAAUAAACACAGGCAGCUCCUUAUAACUCCUUAUUCCUUAAAGAGGAAACACUUUUCUCUUUAAUCCAGCUGCAAGAUCUCCUUUGUAUUCUGUAUCUUCUUAUUUAGUCAGCAGUAAAUCCUUGGCUUUCAUAGCAGUAGGUCAGCAGCUAGUGUUUGUUCUUUCCUUCUUCCCAAGAAAUGACUCACAAUGAUCAACAUCCCACCUUUUUUUUUUUUUUCACAUCGAGUUCCAAAUGCCCACAAAAUAAUAAUAUUUUACUUUUUCCAUAUUCGUUGCAAAAAAUGGAGAAGUGACUCAUAUCCUUUGGAAAGAUCACCAAGAACGAGAAUACAUAGCAGAAGUAACUUCAGACACAUUACUUAAAAACCAGAAUAAAGAAUAACUUGGAAUCAGACUCUGGAAAUUUAGGCUAAAUUGCAGUUUAGCUACUAACUGUAACGUGUGUGAGCUGUUCUUUGAACAAGCAAGAUAAUUGUAAGAACAAUAUUUUAAAUCAGUGGGCAUUCUUGUCAUUGCUGGGUUUGUAUCUCUAUUUUAAUCACAUGGUUCUUCAGUUUAUUUUAAGGUCACGUAAAGAUCCUCAUAUUCUUGUAUGGUUUAAAUAAACAGGUAUAGUAAAGAUUUUGUUGCGAUUUAAUAGCAACAAAAUUACAUGAAUUCAGGCCAAAAGAAAGGGGAGCUUCAAGACCACUGUUUGUUUUUUAAAAAACAAUGUUUUAUGAAAGAACAAAAGCUGGCACCUAGUAUCCAGUAGAUGUUUGUAUGAUAUGAAAUCCAAAUCCAUGAGUCAUAGUUUCUGAAAACCAAAAUAAAUUAUUUGUCCAGCAUCUCCAGUUUGACAUUUCUGAAUCUUAAUCCCAGUGGCUGGCUGUUAAUUCUGUACUAACAGUAAAGGGGGGUAUGUGUUAUUAUACUUCUCACCAUUUAAGGCACCUUUGCUUCAGGAGAUACUUAGAUAUAGCCUAAUUUGGGAAGUGUAGGGGGUAUUGUCUAAAAUUCGAACUCAUUCCUCUAGCAUAAAUCUGUCAGUUGUUAAUUGAUCCAUGUAUAUGGAAUUUUGGUGUUCAAGAAUAUGUGAAACUAUAAACCUGGGUAUUUCUUUUCCCAACACUUUCAGUUGGACCCUUUAUACCUGAAAAAAAAAAGUGUAGAAGUUGUGGAUUUGCAGCUGACAAAGGACUGCCCACUCAGCUGCCCCAACCGUGAUUCCAAAAGGCUGAUACAGAAUUAUUAAAUUGCCUUGUAAUGUUUCAAACUUGGCAUUUAAUUUGCAGAAAUUAACCUAUUUAUUGGAGCCAAGUUGGGCACAUAAAUGUCACUGCACACCAUAAAAUGUCACACCAUCUCCAAGGUCAAGACAGUGUGAGUAAACUCAGUGCACACACUGUGGAAAUGCUUCAAAACAAAAGUAAAUCACUUUAAAAACGCAGCAAAAGUCAAGACAAUUUUAACCCUAUAUAAAGGCCUUAGACCUGUGCUUCUGUGCAAGUCAGAGCAGAAUGGGAUGUUUCUAAACAUAUAUUAAAAGUUAUGCAGUUCAUUUUUAACCAAAAUUUGAAAAUGAAAUGCAAGUAUAUUUAGAUGUCUUCUAUGCUUCAAUCUAAAUUUCAUUGGGUGUAAUCUUUUGUAAAGCUGUUGGUGGUCUAAGGUUCACAUCAGCAAACUUGUACGCAUAUCAAGUCUUCCCUAGCUGGGUACAAUUUUUCAGAAAACUGAAGCCUUCUUGUCUUCUGACUGUUGCUUUCAGAAAAAAACAGAUCUUUGAUAAUAGAUUCAUUUUAAACAAGAACUAUGGAUGAUGCUUUCAGAAUUGCCUGUGCAAAAAAAAUACUGUAUUUGAUACACAGUCACCACAGCAAGACAUGAAAAUAGGUCAGCCAUACAGCUUUUGCCACCAUGGAUGUGUGCUUGCAUAUACUUUCCUGGGUGUGUGAUGAAAUCAUAGUAGAGGCUGAAACAACAAUUGUAUAUAAGUUGAAGAACUAGGAAAUCAGAAUUUUCUUUCUCAAAAGCACUUGCUUUAUAAACAACAAAAUUGGGUGACAAAAACCUGAUGCAUUGUCCUUUACAAUGUGUUAUCCGUGCUAUUAGAACUGGCAUAGACUGGCACUUAUCAUUUCGUUAAUAUAAAAUGUCUUACCAGGAGCUCAGAGUUGAAAGAUUAUUAUUGAUUUUAAAUACAUUUUGCAUCACAGAGUAAAGAUUUUUGAUUAGAUGAUAGUGCAAUGAUGAUUCUGUAUAAGUAGCACUACUCAAAUCGCAGUCACCAUACAAGUGUGGCUGCACAUUUUGAAAGAAGCAAAAUGGAAAGCAGCCACAGCGUGUGCCGAGCCGAUCGAUCCAGCUGCUGUAAAAGGCAGCCGCUUAGAGAAUAAAUCUAAUCAGUGUUCUGCAUGAGACAUUUCUACAAACUUACAUGCUGUGACUAUUCCAAUGGAUACCAACUGCAGCCCCAAGUCUGGGCAAAACCAGCUGUCUCCAGUUCCUGCUGUUGGCUACUCUGUCAGCCUAAAGUAACUUUAAUUCUGAGAUCGUCUGCCUGACAAAACAGAGGAGGUAGAUUUUUUUUUCUUUUCAGAGACCUGAGGUUCCCCAUUCACACACAUCAUUUCCCUUUUUUUAGUGAAGGAUUCUUUGUGGUUUCUGCCACAUUUCUACAAAGUACCAAAGCGACAGACAGUAGUCUAACAUCGUCAUUGGCAACCAGACCAGAAAUCUCUGCUCCCAUGUGAAGCCCAACCCACGUCACUUCUUGCAUUGAGUUCCUAAAUGCGUCCUAUUUAGUUCCCCUUAAAACCUUUGUCAGCUUAGCAAGACAGAUAAGGCCCACUCACAGACUACUACUUUCUUCCUGACUCCUGUGGUUUUCACAUCCCAUCAAAUUAUUAUUUAACUAGUUGAAAGCAUGUCAAACCAUUUCAAAGGACCAUAGCGUAAUAAAUUUAACUGUACUGGAAAACGAUAUUGAUGUGCUGUGAAACUGAUAAGAGUUGCCAGUGAACAAAACAUUGUCCCUUCAGUCUGCUCUACCAUAGGUGCAAAAGACAGGCAGUACUGAGAAAUAAAUCCAAAACAAAACCAGAGACUUUGUGAAAACAACAAAUCUGAUUCAUGCUGCACCAGUGAAACAAAACAUUGGAAAGGGUUGUUAUUUUUGUCAGAUUAAUUGGAGAUAAUUUUGACCUUAGGGUUUCAGGCUGCUUACACACAUCUCAAGACUUGCUCUAUUUCAUGGAGAACAGUUCAAAGAGAUUAAAAGAAUGCUCUUUCCUGUAUGCCUCAGUGGUGGAUUUAUUUCCAUAAUGGUUCUCAACUGGAAGUUCUCUGAUACAACCUGAAGAGCACUGCUUGGCAGCUUUUCAUCCCAGUGUAGGAAGAUGUAGGGUUGCCACCUCUGAAGUAAGACACACCAAUCUAAGCACUGGAUUUAUAGCCCAGGCACUGAAAUGUCCAAACUAUUCCAGCUUGGUGGGAAGCCACUGAACAUCCUGCACAAGGCUUGCGUUCAUGAAGAGUGUUCUGAAAAAUCUGCAUUUUCCUCUGCAGUAUCCCCAAACUGCCACGGCUUCCUCUGGCCAUGGGGCAGCGCUGGAGCUUAUGCACCGCAUCUCAGCAUUCAGGGAGGCAGUUCAGUAGAUGUUAAAAGAAGAAGGAUGAGAUGGAGUCAGACCAUCUGAUAAGAGUAAAAGUAAACAUAGCAGGUUAAUUUAAUUCGUUAUCGCUUAAGCAAAUGCAGCUGGAUUUACUAUACAUGCAAAGUUCUAGCUGGACAUCAUUAUGUCUGAUCGCCAGCGUAAGAUUUUUCCAGCCUUUAAUGUUUUAAUUUUUCAUAAAACAAUACAUUGAUCUCAGAAGUGACAUUGCACUGCCGUAGAAAACCUAAAAGUACAAAAAAUUCAAUGUGUUUAGCAACAGCCCAGGAAAUCACAGAUCAAAGGCUGGUUGUUACUGCUUGGUCCUUUUUUUUUCCCUUUUCUUUAAAGACAAGAGCAUAGGAGAAAUCUGAGCUUAGAAUAAGCACACUUCCUACUCUUUGGAAAUGCAUAAUAGAGGUUACAUUUUAUGUGCUAGGUACAUUAUAGUACAAUACAUUAAAGUAUUCUUUUAGAGAGUAUCUUGGAGGAUAAUUGCCUGUCAUAUCUUUUAUAUCAGUUAAGUUUAUUACUCCUGACUUGUGUCAGUAACAAAAAGCUUAGGAUUUUAAUGAUAGCUAAGAAAAGGGCAAUCAUAUUUCAUGCAAGAGUGGUAUAUAUAUUUUUUUUUAAUUUCAGUAAAUAUUAAGUUCUUAAUAGCCUGGUAGCAAACCAAGAAAACUCUGACCAAGUUUUUGCUUCAUUUCUCAA